Drosophila sulfurigaster albostrigata is the source of this 1901-nucleotide messenger RNA. RefSeq names its product MYG1 protein C27H6.8. Bases 35 to 1174 code for a protein of 379 amino acids. NCBI's taxonomy places the organism in Eukaryota, Metazoa, Arthropoda, Insecta, Diptera, Drosophilidae. Gene Ontology annotation, cellular component: cytoplasm; nucleus. The transcript has 2 exons. The record is from RefSeq and is a predicted model, not a curated record.
ACACUGCACGUUACAAGUGUGUAAGCACUGAGAAAUGGUAACACGGUUUUUGCCGCGUUUUUUACCAAAACUACACAAAGAGUUCCUAAGAGUUAAUCAACUUAGACAAUAUCAGAGCAAUAUGAGUGAAGUAAGUGAAGAAUCAACGCCCGCAAAACGCAGCACACCACCCACAAUUGGCACUCACAACGGCACAUUUCACUGCGACGAGGUGGUUGCCUGUUUUAUGCUGAAACAAUUGCCGGAAUAUGAGAACUCUGAGAUCUUUCGUAGUCGUGACGACAAAGCAUUGCGAGAGAAAUGUGAGAUCAUUGUGGAUGUAGGCAGUGAAUUCGAUCACGGCAAGAAAUGGUACGAUCAUCACCAGCUAACAUUCAAGGAUACAUUCAGCACAUUGCGACCCGAGUUCGAAGAGAAAUUCGAUAUUAGACUGAGCAGCGCUGGUCUCGUUUAUUGCUACUAUGGCGAGCGUGUGAUUCAAAGCAUUUUGCAACGUGAGCGUAACCUGCAGUUAUCGCCACAAAAUCUGAAACUCGCCUUUCUGCAAAUCUAUCGCAAUUUCAUCAGCGAACUGGAUGCCAUUGACAAUGGUGUCCCCAUGUUUGAGGGCGGUGAACCACGCUACAAGAUCUCCACUCACCUCUCGGCCCGCGUUGGUAAACUGAAUCCAUCGUGGCAGGAAUCAAAUCGCAGCGCCGAUCAAGAUCAACGUUUCCACCAAGCAAUGGCCGUGGCGGGUAAGGAGCUGGUGGAGAAUGUGCUAGAAGUGGCCUGCUCCUGGAUUGCAGCACGCGAUCAUGUGCGAGCUGCACUGGAACAGGCAAAAACUGUGUAUCCCAGCGGUGAAAUUCUAUUGCUGGAUAAGUUCUGCCCCUGGAAGGCGCAUUUGGUCGAUCUGGAGAAGGAAUAUCAAGUUGAAGGCGUGCCCAAGUUGGUUGUAUUCAAUGAUGGCUCAAGUUGGCGUGUUGCGGGGGUGCCUCUGACACCCAGCAGCUUUGUGGGUCGCAAGUUUUUGCCCACACCAUGGCGUGGUCUUCGCGACGACGAAUUGUCUGAGCUGGCGGGAAUUAAAGAUCUGGUAUUUGUGCAUCACACAGGCUUCAUUGGCGGUGCCAAGACCCAAGAGGCUGCCUUGGCCAUGGCCACCAAAAGCAUAGAGUUCGUCGAGAAUUAAAAUAUAAAAAUGCAAAUAAAUCCCUCGUUUACAAAUUUUAUUUGCCUUCUAAUUAGUUAAUUACAAAAACUGCUUAAUCCAUGCGUGUUUUAAGCGCACGCUCCGUAAUCUUAUCCGCCUCAAUAAUGUAAACAGUAGCUCCCCAACCGCUCAUGGCAUCCCUAUCAAAGGCAUUGACCAUCGACUGAGCUAUGACUUCGAACAGCUGAUCCGGCUCCAGAUCUGGGCGCCACAGAGUCUCGCACAUUCCAUACAACUGCUCGGCACAGGUGCCAGCGACCACAAAAUCAUCAGGCUCAUUGGGGCAGCCAAUCAGAUCCAUGUUGCAGAUGAACGGCUUCAGGGUCUUGGGAUCCAAACCCGCCACAACCGGCUCAAUGAAGUACGGACCAAAGCGAUGCUCGUAGAGGAAAUUGGACAACAUCGCGGAGAAGGGUUUGGGUGCCAUCUCGCGGUUUUCCUUGGUCUCAUAGAUGUUCUUUCGGAACAUCAGUCGAUCGCGUACUGUCAAUAUAUCGGUCUGCAGUCCAGUUAAUCCCAAAAACAUACGAGGUGCAAUGUGAAACACUUUCUUGAAGUCUGUGGAGAUGGUUUGUGCUUGAACACCGAAGCGAUGAUCCGUUGCAAUAGCCACACAGUCCUUGCCGCGCAUGGCGACGACGCAACCACCGUUAUAUGCCAAAAUCGACAUUCUGAAAUUGUUUUAUUAAGUUUACUUUUAAGUGAA